This is a messenger RNA of Odontomachus brunneus, 3089 nucleotides long. RefSeq names its product proton-associated sugar transporter A (gene lovit). Gene Ontology annotation, cellular component: membrane. NCBI's taxonomy places the organism in Eukaryota, Metazoa, Arthropoda, Insecta, Hymenoptera, Formicidae. Bases 332 to 2269 code for a protein of 645 amino acids. Gene Ontology annotation, molecular function: sucrose:proton symporter activity. The transcript is spliced from 9 exons. The record is from RefSeq and is a predicted model, not a curated record.
AUUUCCACUAAAGAUCAUCGAUCGAGAUCAAAAGUGUUCUUUGCAUUGUACUAUAAUUUCUGUAAAAUAUGAACCAAUUAAAUAAAUUAAUCUAAGAAAUAUAAAUUAAUUUUACGCAAAACUUUGAUUCAGGAGCUUCAUACACAAUUCGCGUUUAAAAAAAUGUAAUUUAAUAAUGAUUAUAAUUAAAAUAUAUGCUUAAUAUGUUGUGAUUAUCAUUAGUUUAUAAUUGAGUGAUAUUUUUUUAGAAUUCAGAUUUAUCGUUUGCAAAAGAAAAAGUGGGUGACCAUGAUAUUGUUUACCCCGUAUCGUGCGAGAUAAGAGUCCAACCAUGGUGGACAAGUUGCACGAGUACGAAGGGUUUGCGGGUAGAAUUCACGGUAUUCGCGAUAUCAUCAAGGAGAAAUGGAACAGCUGGAAGGAGUGGAAGACUGGUCUGAAUCUGGAUCAAGGCCUGGACGGAUUGAAGCAUCAACUGCGAGGACCACCCAAAUUGGAACGCACGUUGGAAGAUUACUCCCACAUUUAUAGGAGGAAAACUCGCGGCGAACUUGUCCGCGUAUCGGCCGCCGUGAUGGGGAUCGAGUUCUCUUACGCGGCGGAGACUGCCUUCGUUUCACCAACGUUGUUGAAGAUCGGUGUCGAUCACCAGCACAUGACGCUGGUGUGGGCGCUGAGUCCACUUGUGGGUUUCUUCGUAACACCCAUCCUUGGCAGCAUGAGCGAUCGCUGUAGAGUGAAGUAUGGCAGACGACGGCCUUUCAUUCUUCUGUUAGCUUUGGGCGUUUUCAUAGGUCUGAUACUGGUACCUAAUGGUGAGCACAUCGGCUACACAUUCGGCGACACACCAUCCGACUCUAAUGAGACGAUUCCUCUCGGACAUCGCACUACAGCGAAGUUGUUCUCGGAGGAGGCACCUGGUACAGUCGACAGGGCUUCUUCGCACUAUUGGGGCAUCUUCUUCACUAUCCUCGGCACGGUUCUGCUCGACUUUGACGCCGACGCUUGCCAAAGUCCUGCGAGAGCUUAUCUCCUGGAUGUUACUGUGCCUGAGGAUCACGCCAGAGGUCUGAGCACGUUCACCAUAAUGGCGGGCUUAGGAGGUUUCAUGGGCUAUGGUUUGGGUGGUAUCAAUUGGGAUGCUACCUCGCUUGGCAUCAUGCUGGGAGGCCAUCUCCAUGCGACCUUCACUCUAAUUACGAUCAUCUUCGUCAUCUGUGUCUUCUGCACGAUUACGAGCUUCAAGGAGAUCCCUCUGGAAGUAUUAGAGAAAGAUCAAUAUCAAGUUGACGAGCCAAAUGAAAACAUUCAGGAGACCAAGCUAGAGAACGAGCAAGAGGAACGUGAAAAAAUAAUGUCCAACGAGUCCACGUCGAAGCACACUUAUGGUACGCUCAAUGGCACAACUUAUGAUGAACACGAAAUUGACUCCUUAAAGAAGGAGGAAUUCGCUCUCAAUCCGCUACCAUCGCAGUCUUCCAUACAUUCCGAGGAACAAUCUUCCGAUGGUAGCCACAUCAACUUCGGCUUCGAUGAUUCGCAGUCGCGCGCUGGAGUUGCGGAGAUCAACCCGAAGGCAACUCUGAAAGAGUACUUGUUGUCAAUCGUUUACAUGCCGCGCAGCCUUCGUCAGGUGUGCUUAACCAACCUGUUUUGCUGGAUGGCGCACGUCUGCUACUCCUUAUACUUCACGGACUUUGUAGGCGAGGCGGUGUUCGGUGGAAACCCACGAGCACCCAUAGAUACUCUCGAGCGGAAGCUCUACGAGGAAGGCGUGCGUUUUGGUUGCUGGGGAAUGUCCAUGUACUCGUUGUCCUGCUCGUGCUAUUCUUUGGUUAUCGAACGAUUGAUUCAGCGUUUCCGCGCGCGCAAAGUUUACAUCUAUGGCCUGCUCUUCUAUAGUGCUGGAAUGCUACUGAUGGCCCUGAUGAAACAUCCAGUCGGCGUUAUCGUUUUCUCAUGGACCGCCGGUGUCAUGUACUCCACGCUAUUCACCAUGCCCUAUCUAUUAGUGGCGCAUUAUCACGCAUCUUCGACGUUCGCGCUUGCGACGAAGGAGGACACGGUUACUGGCGGUUUCGUGCGUGGAUUGGGCACCGAUGUCGCCAUCGUCUCCUCCAUGGUCUUCCUCGCGCAAUUCCUGUUGUCCUGCUGUCUAGGCACGAUUGUCAGCUUGUCCGGCACCACGGCGGCGGUGGUGUAUAUAGCCAGUGUCCUGGCGAUGUGCGGCGCUGCGUCCGCCACGCAGAUCAUGUAUCUGGAUUUGUGAAUCUCGUUUGUCGACUAACUCGCUUGGACUCUGGAUACUAACUUCAGCUGCGUGGAUUCGUAUAACGGUGGGCACACGUCGAACUGAUCAUCACGGACAACCAUUGAUCAAUAAUUUAAUCGACAAUUGUAUUAUUCGUUCGUUCACCUAACAUCAAGCGAUUUCGUAUAUCUAUAUUUCGUAUAUCUACACUUAUUUCAUUUCGUGCGUUUAUUAUGUGUCUUACCAAGCGCUAAAUUACGAGUACUGUUAUACUGAAUAUUUUAGUUUGUCAAAUUUUCAGUGAAAAAUGAAAAAGCAAUGGAUAUAUUCGAUGUAUAAUACAACAGUCUAAAUGAUCGACUAAUACACAAGUCCAAGUAGAACAAAUCUAAACUUCACGUGCGAAGAUUAUUGAUACACUUUUCCAAAAUGUCUUUCCUGAUCCUCGGGAAAUCUAUGCUCUGCUUCAAUACCUCGUUACAAGCUUCGAUAGCGUCAGCAUACGCUUUCGCUUUCAAGCAACAGUAAGCCAGUUUAUAACCAACCGACAGCUUCGUUUUCCCGCCACAUUUCCAGGCUUGAGCGUAUUUCGUAGCAGCUUCGCGAUAACACUGAUCCUUUUCAGCGAUGUAGCCUAAAAGUAAAGAAAUAGUUAAAUCAUGGUUGUAUUAUAAAUGUAAAUUACAGAUCGUCUAACAUGGAUCCUGUGACAAUCCAGAUUAUUAAAUAGAUAAUAAUAAUCGACAGAUCCGCACUCAUAAUUAUUCUCACAAACUUUGAUGUUGUAUAAUAAAUAAAAUAAUUGCCAGCUGGUUACAAUAAUUAUCAAUUAAUAUAA